Molecule: messenger RNA, 3382 nt
Organism: Spirodela intermedia
Lineage: Eukaryota; Viridiplantae; Streptophyta; Magnoliopsida; Alismatales; Araceae
Source: the annotation of a GenBank genome assembly
AUGGAAGGCGGUAACAGCCCGUUGCCACGGGGGUGCCCCUCGCCGUCCGCCGGCGGCGGGCUGCGGCCGCCAGAGAUACCGUGGGAUCCCAUGGAGUUUCUCGCGCGCUCGUGGAGCGUCUCGGCGAUGGAGGUGUCGAAGAAGCUGGCAUCCCCCAAAGAAGCUAUCCACCUUGUCUCCGGCGGCAUCAUACAGGAGGAAGAGGACGCAAUGGCAGAGGAGAGCUCCAUGGCCACCACAACGAACCCUUUCUCCUUCCCCACUCCCCAGCUCAUCUUGGAAAGGAUCAUGGCGCAGUCGGUGAGCCCUCUCUCUCUCUCUCGGGUCUCCUUCUUCCUCUCCCAUUACAAAUGAUCUGAGGGGGGACUAUUUGACGCCUUCCGUGGAUUUGUCUUUCUCUGGCCGUCGAAGGUGGCGCAUCAGGAGGCAUCCCCGAUGACGUCAGGGAGGCUGUCUCACAGCAGCGACGCUCUCUCCGGCAGCCACAGCGGCGGCUCUCUUUCCGAAGGGACACCGGUCUUCUCCUCCCUCGCUGACGACGCCGUCAAGGUCAGCCCCCCGUCCUCUUCCCCCCACCUACCCACCCCUGUGCCGCUACUCUUCUCUCCCUUCUCUUUCCUCUCCCUCUUGAAAGAAUCCAUUUUCUCUCUCUACUGUUCCUCCUCAUUCCUCUUCGUGUGAAAACAAUAUCAUCUAAUUGAGCCACCACUUUUCCGUAGAGUCUUCCCUCCCCUAGUUCAAAGGCCUGAAAUUCCGGCCUUUCGUCUGGUUUGGAAACUAAUGGGGUGCUUUCAAUCGAUGGAGUGAAGGUUAGUGGAGAAGAGGUCUUUCCCUUUUGUUUCCUCCUGGUCUCUCUCUCUCACUCUCGCUGCUGUUUAUUCUCUUUCCGUCUCUCAUUGUGAAGACAGUGGAGUGCUGAGUAUGUGAAGACGAUUUUCGAAGAGAAGGGGUAGGUUUCUCCUUCGUUCCUCCUCCUCAUCUCUCUAGUAGUUCCAUUUUCUUCCUCUCUCGUAUAAAGACGAUGCGGCGCGGAGAUACCGUUGCUCAGCUUUGGGAUUUUGGGUCAAGAACCUAGUGAGAGAGAGGGAGUGAGGAGAGAGAGAGAGAGAGAGAGUGGAGUACCUGGGACGCUGUCUGAUCCCAGAAAACAGCUGCUUUUUCCCACAGACGCAGAUCUCUUUUACUGUUUCUUCCCUGGGUGCCCCUGCCCUCUUGUUGGCUGUGUGUGUGAUCAUAUCAAAGCUAUUCGGAACUGGUCGGAAAGACACACGUCCAUAUUGAGGAAGAGAGAGAGAGAUAUGAGAGGAAUUGAUGCUUCCAAAUGGGGACCCAAGUAGAGAGAGGCAGAGAGUUAAAUCUGGAGAGAGAAAUAGACAGCGGGGACGGGAGAGAGAAUUUGCCCGGCUUCUUUCUCUUGUUCUGUGACGCCAUUAAAUUCUAUCGCCGUUGAGUUGGCUGGGUGAGAACCUUUUCCUCCCAACGUACUCACAGACGUCGAUGUCUGUCUGUCUUUCUGUGUGUGUUUCUCUCUCUCUCUCUCUCUCUCUCUCUCUCCAUCUCUCUCCAUCUCCCUUCUAUCUGACUCAUUCCACCAGAGACUCUCUCUCUCUCUCUCUCUCUCUCCAUCUCUCUCCAUCUCCCUUCUAUCUGACUCAUUCCACCAGAGACUCUCUCUCUCUCUCUCCAUCUCUCCCUUCUAUCUGACUCAUUCCACCAGAGACUCUCUCUCUCCCUCCCUCCCUCACUCUCAAUAAUACAUUACUCUCUCUAGCAUCCAAUUCUGAAGUACUUCCGGGUUCUGAGAGGAAGAAGACACCCAAGACUGUGCAUAUCCGGUUCUCUUCUUGAACAUUCUCAUUUACGGCAAAGUGAAAAGAGAAAGAAGACAGCCAAGACUGUGCUUAUCCGGUUCUCUUCUUGAACACCGUCCUUUACGGCACUGCUACUAGAUUUUUCUUGUGGUAACCCUGUUAUCCGUCCUCCCGCUGCCUUCUACCAACCCGCUUCGUGGGCCUGUCGGCGGCUGGGAUGGGUCCCCACCGUAACGGUGCUUUCGGUGUUCGCAGCUACCGGCGGCGGCGCCGCCCGCCAUCUCCAAGCCGCAGUCGCGGAGGGGCGGCAAGACCGUGGGUCGGUGGCUGAAGGACCGCCGGGAGAGAAAGAAAGAGGAGACCCGCACCCACAACGCCCAGCUGCACGCCGCCGUUUCCGUCGCCGGCGUAGCCUCCGCCGUCGCCGCCAUGGCCGCCGCCACCGCCGCCGCGGCGGCGUCUCGGGGCCCCGCGAAGGACGACGAGACGACGAAGAUGGACAUGGCGCUCGCCUCCGCCGCCACCCUCAUCGCUGCGCACUGCGUGGAGGCGGCGGAGUCCAUCGGCGCCCAGCGCGAGCUCCUCGGUUCCGUCGUCGCCUCCGCCGUUAACGUCAGCACCCCCGGCGACGUAGUUGCCCUCACCGCCGCUGCGGCAACUGGUAAGCCCCCCCGUCACUUCAUUCUUUAUCCCCACAACCUCCAUCAUCGGCUUUUGCUGAUCUCUCUCUCUCUCUCUCUCUAGCUCUGAGAGGGACUGCGGCGUUGAAGGCUAGGGCGCUGAAGGAAGUAUGGAACGUGGCCGCCGUAGUGCCGCUGGAGAAAGGGAGUGCCGCGCAUGGCCGCCCCCAGCAUCACCGUCCGCGACAGCACUGCCACGAGGAGUCAAUCCAGCAGGCGGAGGAUCGCAGGAACGACAUCCCGUUCAGCGGCGAGCUUCUGCCGGAGGACUUCCUCGGCAUGUGCAGCCAGGAGCUCCUCGCUCGAGGGGCUGAGCUUCUCAAGCGCACUCGCAAAGGUGGGUUCACUCGAAAAAUAUCCUCUCCGGCGGGAGUUGUAAAGCUGAGAUUUUCGUCCGUCGUUGCAGGUGCCCUUCAUUGGAAGAUCGUCUCUGUCUACAUCAACAGAAAUGGCAAGGUUUAGUUCCUCACAAAGCUCUUCACCCCGCACCAGCCUCCUCCAUGAUUAGGGUUUACGGAUUCACCUGGUUUCAUGUUCAUUAUAGGUGGUGCUCAAGAUGAAGAGCAGUUACGCUGCAGGCACCAUCACCAAGAAGAAGAAGUGUAACCAUCUCUCUCUCUCUCUCUCUCUUUCUCUCUCUUCCGCUUUCAUCUCACUGAUGAGGAUGACGGUGGCGUUGUAGAUGUGGUGAUGGAGGUGUGCAAGGACUUGCCGGCGUGGCCGGGUCGGCAUUUGCUGGACGGGGGCGAGCAGCGCCGUUACUUCGGGCUGAAGACGGCGGAGCGCCGUAUUAUCGAGUUCGAGUGCCGGAGUCAGCGGGACUAUGAGAUCUGGACGCAGGGCGUCGCCCGCCUCCUCGACAUCACCGCCCGGAGGAGCUCCCCCAUCUGA